This is a messenger RNA of Aspergillus terreus NIH2624, 1107 nucleotides long. RefSeq lists its product as uncharacterized. The record is from RefSeq and is a predicted model, not a curated record. The transcript has 2 exons. Bases 1 to 1107 code for a protein of 368 amino acids. NCBI's taxonomy places the organism in Eukaryota, Fungi, Ascomycota, Eurotiomycetes, Eurotiales, Aspergillaceae. Gene Ontology annotation, molecular function: protein dimerization activity; DNA binding.
AUGAUUCGACGCGCACUGAAGCUCCGCCAACCAAUCGAGAGCUUUAUCCAGCACUGGGAUAGUCAGAAGCUUGACUACCUGCGGCCUACACCGGUAGAAUGGAAACAGUUGGAAUAUCUUCUGGAGCUUCUAUAUCCGUUUUACAUCUUCACGUCCUGCCUCUCGGAGAACACCGGCCCUACCGUCCAUAGGGUAUAUGAUAUCUACAACGAUCUGUUCGACCAUCUGGAUCUUGCCAUCAAUCGUCUUCGGAACAAACGAGCCUCGUGGAAACAACAGAUUCUUGAAGGCUUAGAAGAAGCCCACAAGAAACUCCGGAAAUACUAUCGGCGAACAUACCAAGCAGAGGGUUAUAUCUAUGCUAUUGCAACGAUUCUUGAUCCUACCUCCAAGCUUGAGAAGUUCAAAACAGCUACGUGGCUGGACGAUGACACUGAUUGGUAUCAAAAAUAUCGCACUGUUUUUGAGAAGGUGUUCCACUUCUACCGCAGUCAGAAUCCAAGUGUCAACACGCCAUCGACUGUUUCAGACCCAUUAUCUGGACUGAACAAGGCAUUUUACCAUCUCUCGAAACGACGAAGACUUGCCACUUCAUCAGAGACCUUUGAGGAGCUUAAGGCCUAUCUUGAUAUAGAAGGCACUACUGGUCAAACUGAUAUUAUUGCCUACUGGAAAUCUCGUCGCAACCAGUUCCCGAUCCUCUACUCUAUGGCAAGAGACUUCCUUACGGUCGCAACCAACGGUGUCAGUGUUGAACGCCUCUUCAACAGCUCCCGAGAUAUCUGUCACUAUCGCCGGAGUCGGUUAUAUCCCGAUACUAUUGAGGCGAUUAUGCUGCAGAUGUGUACCGAUCGCUUUACCAUCAAUGAGGAAUAUCAGCAGAUUCUUGAUGAGGUUGACCCCGACUCCAUUGUCUUUGUACACAAGGAAGAAGACGAUGAUACAACCGAAGCGCCUUUGUAUAUUAGUGACAAUGAGGAUAUGGAUGAUAUGGAUGAGGAUCCGGAGGAUGGAUUGUUGCCAGAACCUCCGCAUACUACCCGGACUGUUAAAGAGACACGAUCCCUUCGACAUCAUGAACGACGCCCGGGACAGUAUAAAGAAUAG